AAUGCACUUACCCUUUGCUUUUUAUCUCUCCCGCAACCAUGACGGAACGCUCAAUUUCAAGAGGCCGUGAAGCUUAUCGCUCUACUGGUCGAGGGGGUGCCGGAAAUAUACACCCUGCCUCCCAGGAUGAUAAUCGUCCUAUCGGUGGCCCAGAUGAUUUUUCCCCUACAAGAGGAAGAGAGCUCACGGUACAUCAUGACACCCUGUAUUCUACCGGACGAGGAGGUGCAGGAAACAUCCGUUCACCAUCAAGAGAACCUCAAGCUACUCCGGAUUCUCGAGAGCAGGAAGUUAUCAAGGGCGAAGCGGAGAAGAAUAUUGCACACUCGACCGGACGCGGAGGUCUCGGUAACAUGUCUCGAUCCCGGUCCAGGGGACCAUCUCAGACUAGCUCUAGCGCCCCUUUACACGUGCAUUCCACCGGUCGUGGUGGUACUGGAAACAUCUUUGAAGGUGAUGCUCCAUCGAUCGAGACGGUAAUGGAGGACGAAGAUUUAGAUUUUCAGUUCAAGCCCGCUACUAUUCACUCCACUGGCCGCGGCGGCCUAGCAAAUAUUUCCCACUCCCCUCCUCCUGGCGUCGAAAGCUACCGAGCAUCGGUCAACAAUCAGACAGGUUUCGAAUCCACUGGUCGAGGAGGUGCCGGUAAUAUGAGAGAACGAUCAGCAUCUCGUGAACCUCGGAGUCAAAGUCGCGGUAGAGUGGCUGAAAUUUUACAGCGGGUCGUACAUCCUUUGGAAAAGUCCAGUCGAGAGAGAACGGGGGAUAACCCUUCAGUUCAGCGGGGUAGAGCGAUAGAAACUUCCAAAUGAUUCGCUAUACGAUCGAGGGCCUAUCCCAUAUGACUCUGUAUUGUGCCUAUCUAUCUGCCUAUCUAUUCUUGAGUAGACAUCGCUAAUGUAUGUAAAUUACUCCUGUAUGUCUUUGUCAUUAUCGUUUCAAGGGUAUUCCUCAACUCCGCGUUGUUUAGUAUCGCCAGCGGCCAGCAGUACAAAAUCUUCGCG
Marasmius oreades (fairy-ring Marasmius) is the source of this 1004-nucleotide messenger RNA. RefSeq lists its product as uncharacterized. The transcript has 5 exons. The coding region runs from base 39 to 812 and encodes 257 amino acids. The record is from RefSeq and is a predicted model, not a curated record. NCBI's taxonomy places the organism in Eukaryota, Fungi, Basidiomycota, Agaricomycetes, Agaricales, Marasmiaceae.